Sardina pilchardus (European sardine) is the source of this 1476-nucleotide messenger RNA. RefSeq lists its product as uncharacterized. Bases 53 to 1099 code for a protein of 348 amino acids. The record is from RefSeq and is a predicted model, not a curated record. The transcript has 11 exons. NCBI's taxonomy places the organism in Eukaryota, Metazoa, Chordata, Actinopteri, Clupeiformes, Clupeidae.
GUGAAAGUAGAGACACAGAAUAGAACAGUCUGUCUUUGGGAGUACACUGAAAAUGGAUGUUUUAAAAUGGAUCGUUUCUAGUCUUUUGAUUUUCACUUCAGUGGCAGAAGUCUCUGCAGAUUACAUAUUUGGCCGCAAAGGUGGAUCUAUUACGUUUUCGCCAGAGCAGGUGACAAAAGGCACAAAAGUAACCGCUAUUAUCUGGAAACACAACAAGGACAAAGCUGCCGAAUGGUAUGAAGAAGAUAAAGAAGAAAUAACUGUUUUUAACAUCUUCACAUCUUCGGCUACACUGAACAAUCAAACCUGGGCGUUGACCAUUUCAAACCUGCAACCACAUUUCAAUGGAACUUACUCAGUGGAGGUGAACAACAAGGACACCGACUUGAGAAUGAAACUUAUUGUUCUCAAUCCAGUUAAGGAGCCUAACAUCACCACAGACUGCAACUCUACCAGCUGCACCCUGACCUGUGAGGGAGAGGACAGUGAGCAUGCUCAGUACUCCUGGACUGGCAGGGGGAGCAGGAGUAGUGGACACAUAUGGACUGUGGAGAGGAGGGCUGGGGUCUACAUCUGCAACUUCAGCAAUCCAGUGAGCUGGGAGAUCAGAAGCAUCUCUCUGACAGAUGACCUUCCUUGGGGAAUAAUUGCAAUUGGAAUAGCUGGAAUUGUUCUUAUUGCUGUUUUUAUCGCAAUUGUGUUAAGGAUCCAUCGCUUUAGGAAAAAUAGAACUGGAAUGUACUCUCCAGGAACUGUAGAUCUAUCAGGGGAAAUUGCAGGUCUGUCAUGUAACAAGACUGAAAAUGAGGAACCCCCCCAGACAGAAAUAGAGCUAGAUGACAUGACGAAGAAUGGCGUCAUGGCUGUACAGGGAGAUGAACUAACAGACCAAUCAAACAAAGAGCUAGAUGAUAUGAUGAAGAAUGGUGCCAUGACUACACAGAUAAAUGUGUCACCAGAGCCUUGCCAAACAAACAGUGGAUCAGAUGGUGUCCAUGAGCAUGUUUCCAAUGCAGAGGAUGUCAAGGCAACUCAUAAAGUAUCAAUCGAACCGGAUGGUGGUGUGCCUCAAUACCUAACUAUGGGUCCCCAGACGUAACUCUUCAGCAAGAAACUAUAGCUGAUGAGCCACAGCCUGAGACCUCUGAAGAGGAAGGAAGUAGAUUGGGUAAACCCCCAGCGAUGACUAAAGAUGUCUUCAAUGAGAACUAUAUCCGUUCUCUAUCACGAGGUCUUCUGGGUACCUUCCAAAGGCCAUGCUGUAUUCAACACUCCUUCUCUAACAUUCAGCUUGAACAACUCACUGACAUCUUGAAGGAUUUCAUGGUUACACUUUGCUUGAAGGAAUCUACAGUAUGUAAGAGUGACAUGACACUGCCAUGAACGGGUAAUAAAAAAAACAUUUCAUAAAUGUGUAUGAUAUGAUGCUUCUGUCAGUAAGUGUUAUUCUGUUUUUGUCAUGACAAGUUAGGGUUA